Daldinia vernicosa is the source of this 2031-nucleotide messenger RNA. Its product is annotated as acetyl-CoA synthetase-like protein. NCBI's taxonomy places the organism in Eukaryota, Fungi, Ascomycota, Sordariomycetes, Xylariales, Hypoxylaceae. Bases 295 to 1845 code for a protein of 516 amino acids. The transcript is spliced from 5 exons. The record is from RefSeq and is a predicted model, not a curated record. Gene Ontology annotation, biological process: fatty acid metabolic process. Gene Ontology annotation, molecular function: medium-chain fatty acid-CoA ligase activity.
GCGACGUAUGUACGUAACGGCAAGAACCUCAAACUUGCAUUGACAUUGUCGAAUAGCGUAGAUCUUUGCUUAUCGUACGUUUCGCACUUAUAACACGAGACAACUUUUUUUCUCCUAUUAUAUACGACGUGAUUCUACUCUCUCUUCUGCUCUUAUUCCAUUUUUGUUUUUUCCAGCAUCGCGUUAUUUCUUUGUAUCAUACAAUAGACAUAGACUGUCUCCAGUAAUUGAAUACAAUAUCCCGAACUCAUACGACCUUGCAGUUUAUAUCACUUAACCAGAUAGAACCUCGACAUGGCCACCCUCCAGAAUUCCAUCAAUGGUGUAGACUCGUCCGUCGCCAUCAUAAUACCCUCCAAAUCGAAGCCAUUGGCGGUAACAUACAAAGACCUCAUAGCCGAAUGCUCUUCUUUCCAACGCAAGCUCGCCGCUAUCGGAAUCACCAAUCGUUCUCCGGUAUCGAUAGCGACAGUGAACUCAUACGAGUUCAUCGUCUCGUUUCUUGCCACCUCAUGGCAGCGUGGUAUCGCCGCUCCUUUAAACCCGGCCUAUAAGCAGGCCGAGUUCGAGUUCUACAUCGAAGACAUUAAGUCCGCCAUCGUGCUGGUACCCAAGGGCGCAUACGAAGCCAAUGCGCCCUCUGUCAAGGCUGCGCGCAAGUUCAAUGCUGCAAUCGCCGAGUGCUACUGGGACAAUGCGAAGAAUGAGGUAGCUUUAGAUGUUAAAGAUUUCGGCCAGUUAAAGGGGAAGGCCAAAGAGAACGUGCUACAGCCACAGACAGAUGAUGUCGCAUUAGUCUUACAUACAAGUGGCACGACGUCGAGGCCCAAAGUUGUUCCCUUGACGCAUCGCAACUUGACACGAACAAUGAAGAAUAUUCAGUCGACGUAUCAGCUUACUGCGCAAGAUCGGACAAUGCUGGUUAUGCCGCUAUUCCAUGUUCACGGCCUUCUCUGCGCUCUUCUAGCUCCUCUAUACUCUGGUGGUUCCAUGAUUGUGCCAACUAAAUUCUCGGCUUCGGACUUCUGGCAAGAUUUCGUUACCCACGGGGCGAACUGGUAUACUGCCGUACCGACGAUACAUCAGAUCCUCCUCAAGAACCCUGCCCCAAGUCCUUUACCUAAGAUUCGCUUCAUCCGGUCUUGCUCCUCACCCCUAUCUCCGACAGUGUUUCAUCAGCUGGAGGAGAAGUUUAAGGCGCCUGUUCUGGAAGCGUAUGCCAUGACAGAAGCUGCACAUCAAAUGACAUCUAACCCCCUACCCCCGGCGAAGCGAAAGCCUGGUACAGUUGGGCUAGGUCAGGGUGUAGAAGUUAAAAUUCUCAACGACGCUGGCGAUGAGGUACCUCAAGGCACCGAGGGCGAGAUCUGCAUCCGGGGCGAGAACGUGACCAAAGGCUAUCUGAAUAAUCCAACCGCUAACGCGACGGCAUUCGCUAAAGGCGGCUUCUUCCGUACCGGCGACCAAGGCAAGAAGGACGAGGACGGCUACAUCAUCAUCACUGGCCGUAUCAAGGAGCUUAUCAACAAAGGCGGUGAAAAGAUUAGCCCGAUUGAGUUGGAUAAUGUGCUAACGAGACACCCAUCUGUCUCGGAGGCCGUAAGCUUUGCCAUCCCUGAUGAGCUGUACGGCCAGGAUAUCGGCGUUGCAAUUGUACUCAAGAGCGGGGCCAAGCUUGAAGAGGACGAAUUGAGAGCCUGGGUUAACGAGAGGUUGGCCAAGUUCAAGGUGCCCAAGAAGAUCUACUUUACCGAGGUCAUGCCUAAGACAGCAACAGGGAAGAUCCAGAGACGCAUCGUGGCUGAGACAAUGCAGAAGCAGGAAUCUCCCAAGGCGAAGCUAUAAUCUCAGCGAUAGAAUGGCGCUUGUUUUUAUUCUCGCUGCGUAACACAAGACUAAAGGGGGGGUACGUAGAUACCGUAGGUAUGUAUAUGGCGAUAGAAGGCAAAGGAACGUAAUUUGUAAAGAUAAAAAAUCGCGAAGAUGCAAUGUAGAUCAAUACCAAGUAAACGCUAUAUUUAUGUAGAGACG